UGCUGUGCAUAUGUAAGGCAAUUUCGAUGCCCUGGCACUGAAUGUCACUAAACGCGCCAACCACUCGCAUUGCGUGCGAAAUACCCCGCAUCCGCCUCUUCGCUUUGUCUCAUCCUUCACAUCCAGCUCACAAGUUACACCCUGUGUGUGAGUGAGUGCGACUGUAUCAGUCUGUGCUCUUUUUGUGCGUGCGUAUUAGUGUGCGUGUGAGUGGAGAUCAGCUUUUGCUGUCGCAGUCGCUGUCGCAGCAGAAACCGCACGUCAAACAAACAAACAAACAACAAUUCACAUUCAUUCAUUGCGCGUCGGCUUCAUUGUGAACGAUAACGAUUGUGAUUGCCGCCGCCGCUGGCUAUUAUCGUCAUUUUUGCUACGCACUCACAUACAGAGAGCGCGAAAGAGAGAGCAGCAACAGCAGCAGCGAGGAAGAAGCUGCAGUGAGAGUGAAAUGAAGAUGGGAUUAUGAAAAAUAGCAAAAGCAAAUAUACAAAUUGUACUUAUUUGACUUUCGUGUGUAGUGAGUGAAAGUGCAUAAGUUCACUUUGGUUGUUGUUGUUGUGUGUUAAUUGUUGGUUGCAUUCGAUUAGUUUAUUUGUGUUAAUCAAUUCAUUGGCCACGCCCACAUAUGCCGCCUAGGCCGCAUCAACGCAACGCACAGAAAGACCUAACAAAAAUCCACACAAAAUGGCGAUAAAUUCAAGCGCCAGAGAAACGCCCAAGCGUAAAGUUUGAAACAACAACAACCAAAUCAAAUAAAAGAAAAUACAAGAAAAAAACCAAACAAAACAACAAAACGAAAAGUUGACGACGAAAUUUAUGCAACGAAAGUUUUGCCGAAGCCCGCCCAGCAGCAACAGCAGCGAAAGAGAGAGAGAGAGGCGGCUGAUAGGCCGAUAGGCGAUAAGUGUGGCCAACUUCUUGUGUGGCCAAAGAAACCCAAACUCGGAUCAAACUCGAAAGAAGCGCCUAAGAUGUGUUCCCGCAACAUAAAGAUCUCGGUGGUGCUGUUUCUUGUCUUGAUUCCCAUAUUCACAGCGUUGCCACACAAUCACAAUCUAUCGAAACGCAGCAAUUUCUUUGAUCUGGAAUGCAAGGGCAUCUUCAACAAGACUAUGUUCUUCCGUCUGGAUCGUAUCUGCGAGGAUUGUUACCAAUUGUUCCGCGAAACGAGUAUACAUCGACUUUGCAAGAAAGACUGCUUUGACUCCAAAUGGUUUGGCGAAUGCGUUAAAGUGCUUUUAACACCCUCAGAGGAAAUAACAAAUUUACAACAUUUCAUAAAAGUCGUAAAUGGUUCGCCCAUAUCAUUCAACAUGUCGCCGGUUACAUAACUCUCUUAAGUGGUAGGGUUACCACUCUGAGAACCACCAGCAGAAACCACCAGAAAAAUAAACUACCCACAACAUCCACACAUCCACAAUCCACACUCUACACAUCCACACAUCCACAUACAAUAUAAUACACAACAACAAGAGCAAAUAGUUAUGGAAGGAAUUCCAGUUCCAAUUUUGGAACACAAAACAUCCGAAGAAUCUGAACACAACAAGAAGAACACGAACAAGAGAACCAACAAAUUAAAUAUUUAACGCCCAAAUUUAAUUCGUACUUAUUUAUUACUGUAUGCUUUACAGUUUUUACUAUAACUAUGUGUUUUUUUAAAAACCCUAAUUAUUUUAAUUAAUUUAUUGAAACGUUACGCGUUUGUUGUAAGUGAGGGACAGGGACAUGGGAAAAAUGGGAAUAACGGGGGAGAAUUAACGGGGAUAUUGUGUAAGAGAGUGUGAUUACACUUCAACACUUACACACACACACAACACACACGGAGUAAGCGAGACAGCAAUAGCGAUAGAGAUAUAGAGAGAGAGUGGGGAAUCGGGGGUUUCUUCCCAGUUUUGACCGCAUACCCCGAAGCCGAAGAAGUAUUUAUUUAUAAGUAUUCUUAGCUUGUUUAUUAUUGCGUUAUGUAUGUAAAAUAAAAGAUCCAUUGUUUUUAAUAUACUUAUUUAAUGAAUAAUUAUUAUUUUUUGUAUUGUAUGUAAACAAAAACCGAAAACAAAAAAAAUCGUAUCGCGUAUUCCAAGCAGCAUUUACAUUUUUACAUCAGAGGGCAGAGAACACAACAAAAUACUGAAAAAAUACCAACACUCACAGGCGACUCAUAUACAAAUACAUUAAACACAUACAUACACAUGCACACACACACGCAACCCACAAGAACGAAAGUAUUUUGCAAAUGUAUUAAAAAAUUUUGUGCUAUUUAGUAAAGUUUACCGUAAUUAGCGUACAAUUUGUUGGCAAAACGAAAAAAGCAAAAACAAAAAGAAAAACAAAAGAAAAUAUAUAAUCACGAGUACAUACAAAAA
Drosophila albomicans is the source of this 2363-nucleotide messenger RNA. RefSeq names its product ion transport peptide (gene ITP). Gene Ontology annotation, cellular component: extracellular region. NCBI's taxonomy places the organism in Eukaryota, Metazoa, Arthropoda, Insecta, Diptera, Drosophilidae. The record is from RefSeq and is a predicted model, not a curated record. The transcript has 3 exons. Gene Ontology annotation, biological process: circadian rhythm. The coding region runs from base 972 to 1331 and encodes 119 amino acids. Gene Ontology annotation, molecular function: neuropeptide hormone activity.